AUGCUAUUUUGUGGUGUCUGCCUGUCUGAGUUCUGGAAAAUAGAGUUGGCAUGUAACGAAUAUCUUCUUGUGUCACUUUCACCUGAAACUGAUUGUCAUUUGUCAGUUGCUAGAACCCUUGUUCCAUGUUCAAUUGAGAGUAUAUUACAACAAAUUGUGGACCAAGCGUAUGCUUGCAGAAAGUGUUUGACAGAGAUAGUGGACUUUGAAAUUUCUUGCUAUGAUAAAGAUCAGCUCACUUAUUAUGUCAGUAAGAAACUUACAACUGCUUUGAAGGCCAUUGGAGUGUCAGGUGUGUAUGAUCAUCAAAGUUAUUGUGAUCUUGAGCGGGCAUUGGCAAGAUGCUCAUGGAGAUUCCGAGUUGCUAGAUUGUUAGAUGCUUUAGAGAAGGGUUUAGAGAAGCCUUCAAUCCAACAGAUUGACUGGCACCUGAAAGAGGGAAAUGCAAUGAACAUUUUACCUGAAGAUUACUUCAGAUUGAAGCUUUCAGAAUUGAAGGACAUUGGAUUGCAGUGGGCUGGUCGUGCCGACAAGGUUGCAGCUGAUUCUGGGGCACUCGGUUAGAUGGAGUUUAUGAACUUAUCACAGAGGGGGAAAGUUUGCCAGUUUGCUUGAGGAACGAACUUGAGGUAUUAAGAGUCCGAAGUAUGCUUCAUUGCAUUUGCCGAAAGCCGUAUGAAAAGAAAACCAUGAUUGUUGCAGUCAGUGUGAGGAGUGGUACCAUGUGAGAUGCGUUAAAUUAACCUUCACACCAAAGGUUUAUAUCUGUGCGGCUUGUAUGCCUGGGAGUAAACACCUGGUGUCUUCUUUGGACUCCUCAUUGGAUCAUGAGAGAUACAUGGACUCCAAAUUUGUGGAGCC
Messenger RNA from Hibiscus syriacus, 861 nucleotides. RefSeq lists its product as uncharacterized. The record is from RefSeq and is a predicted model, not a curated record. The transcript has 8 exons. NCBI's taxonomy places the organism in Eukaryota, Viridiplantae, Streptophyta, Magnoliopsida, Malvales, Malvaceae. Bases 1 to 564 code for a protein of 187 amino acids.